CAUCAUCAUCACCCUCUUUCUUCCAAACCAUUAACCCCUUUCCCUUGUUUUAUCUUUGUUUUGGUUUGUUUUGUUUCCUUUCCCCAUCCAGGCCUACAAUUCCCCCUUAGAAGAAUGCUUUAAACUUGACAAAAACCCUAAUCCCUCUUUUCUCUCUCUCUCUUUUCUCUGUCCUUCCUGUUAUAUUAUUAUCACCCUUGAAGAGACAGACAUGGACUUAACAAACAGCAGUACUACCCAAACCUUAGAUGCAGAUACUAAACCCACACCAACAACCCAACCCACCAACGCUCAAACCUCAAAGUCUCAAUCUUUCACCAACGGCACACUAAAGCGCCACUCGACAAUCACUGCCCCACUGAUACAACCACCCCCCAUGGUGGUUUCUUACAAAGAAUGCCUCAAAAACCAUGCUGCCACCAUUGGUGGCCAUGCACUUGACGGUUGUGGUGAGUUCAUGCCUUCUUCCUCCACCAACCUCACUGAUCCACGAUCUCUCAAAUGUGCAGCAUGUGGCUGCCACCGCAACUUCCACCGCCGUGACCCUCAAGAACACAACAAUACCACCACCAACAGCAAUAACAACAGCAACAACAACAACCCCACCUUUCUCAACUGCAUCUACGCCCCUUCAGCUCCACCCCCGCUACCUCACCGAGCCAUAAGCCAAAGCACAAGUCCAAGCCUGAGUUCAAGCCCGAGCCAUAGUCCAAGCCCAAUGUCAAGCCCUUCACCACCACCACUCUCACACUUGCCACCUUCAUACCACACUUCAGCACCCCACAUGCUCUUAGCCCUUGGCACUGCCUAUUCUGCACCCUCUUCUGAUGAUCAUCACCAUCAUAAAAGUCUCAGCUUUUUGAAUGUGAAGAGUGAGAACCCAAGUGGGAAGAAGAGGUAUAGAACUAAGUUCAGCAAGGAGCAGAAGGAGAAGAUGUAUAGUUUUUCUGAGAAAUUGGGGUGGAGAAUGCAAAAGGGGGAUGAUGGGUUGGUCCAGGAAUUCUGCAAUGACAUUGGGGUCUCUAGAGGGAUCUUCAAGGUAUGGAUGCACAACAACAAGAACACUUUUAGGAAGAGAUCGGAAGUGGGAAAUGCUCUUCAAACUGAAAAGAUCAAUGGGGAUCAUGAUGAUGGCAAUGCCGUUGGUGGGGGUGGCGGUGGUGGUGGAGGAGGAGGAUUUGAUAGUGAUAUCAACAACCCCUACAACCCAAAUAGCAAUAACAAUGACAUUCACAUGAAUGAAAAUGAUAGCUGUGCCAAUGUUCAUGUCUCUCUUAAUGAGUUGUCGGCUUAGAUUAAUUUUCCUUUGUCAGGGAUGUUAGAUAGAUGGGAAUGAAGCUGGUCGAAAUUUGGGGGCCAUGAUCAGUAAUCAUUUUUGUUUAUUACCAUGUUUUUAGUUUUUCUUUUUUAAUCAGCUAAGGCUAUAGGAAAAU
Messenger RNA from Abrus precatorius (Indian licorice), 1433 nucleotides. Its product is annotated as zinc-finger homeodomain protein 11-like. Lineage: Eukaryota; Viridiplantae; Streptophyta; Magnoliopsida; Fabales; Fabaceae. Gene Ontology annotation, cellular component: nucleus. Gene Ontology annotation, molecular function: DNA-binding transcription factor activity; transcription cis-regulatory region binding. Gene Ontology annotation, biological process: regulation of DNA-templated transcription; regulation of developmental process. Bases 212 to 1294 code for a protein of 360 amino acids. The transcript has a single exon. The record is from RefSeq and is a predicted model, not a curated record.